AUGGCCGCUGUAGCGCUGGUGCAGGGGGCUAGCCGGGGGCUCGGGCUGGAGUUCUGCAGGCACCUCAUGCAGCACAGAGCUCCUGCCGCGGUGAUCGCCACCUGCAGAGACCCGGACACAGCUCCAGCCCUAGCCGCGCUUUCCGGCGAGUACCCAGACCGGCUGGCGGUGAUGAGAGUGGACAUAACCCGGGAGGAGCAGGUCCGGAGCGCCGCUGAGCGGCUCAGCUCCACCUUCCCCAAACUAGACCUGCUGAUCAACUGCGCGGCGGUUCUUCACCCGUCCGGCAGAGGAGAGACCAGUCUACGAGACGUGUCUGCUCAGGGGAUCACUGCCACAUUAGCCACCAACACGGUGGGCCCACUGUUGAUGGCAAAGUACUUUUCCCCUUUACUGAAGAAGGGAACUGGAGCAUUCGGUCAGCAGCCUGAAGAUAAAGCAAAGCAACACAGCGGCGUCUUGGUGAACAUGAGCGCCAGGGUUGGCUCAAUAGGAGACAAUGCUCUAGGAGGCUGGUACAGUUACAGGAUGUCCAAAGCUGCUCUGAACAUGGCCACCAGGAAUCUGUCCAUAGAACUGGGCCGCAGUCAGCCCAAAAUAGUAUGUGUGUCUCUGCACCCUGGAACAGUGAAUACGGACCUCUCUCGCCCCUACCACAAGAAUGUCCCCCAACACAAGCUGUUCAGCACACAGUAUUCUGUGCAGUGCCUCAUGGACAUCAUAGACAGCCUCAGUAUGGAUAAAAGCGGGAAGGCGUAUGCCUGGGACGGCUCAGAGAUUCCCUGGUAAAAGGGAAUAGGAAGUUCUAGGUCAUGAUCUGGUGCUUACUCCAACAAAUUGUGAAAGUUCGCACGGCACAGAUGUAAAUGAUUUGGAAACACUUAGGAAAGAAAAAAAUUAAAGGUCUGAUUCCAUAGUUUCUUCAUUCAUUUUAAUAUUGUGGUCUUUAGUAUGAAUGAAUGCCUUGUGAGCUGUUUUUUGUGAUCUGGUGAUCGGGUAUAACGUUGUUUUAUUCUGGUGGAGGAGUGGUGGGGGGAGAAACGAUAAGAUUUCGGCUCUUGCUAAUGAAUAUUUAUACAUGCAGACAUAUUGUUUUACACUGAUAACAGUCUGGCAAUGUCAUAUGUUACUUUUCAACAUGUGUGAUACCCUGUUAGGUGCAGUUCAGCCACUGACCUUGUCUUAGAGUCUCUGUAAAACGCAAAAUCCACAGGAGAUGAUAUGUAAACCUAUGUAAACACGGCCAAAAGAAAAAGUCGCCAACUGAAUUUAAAGUAAAUGAUGUGGGGUUGCUGCAGUUGGUCAGGUCUAGGUUCAGCAACAGUAUGUGCUGAAAGAAAGAGGUCAGCUGACUACCUGAAUAUACUGACUAUAGACCAGGUUAUUCCAUCAGUGGAUUUUUUUUUUCUUCUCUGAUGACACGGACAUAUUCCAAGAGGACAAUGCCAGGAUUCAUGGGGCUGGGAGCUCGUCGUUUUCACACAUGGAUUGGCCACCACAGAGUCCACACCUUAACCCCAUUGAGAUUCUUCUACUCUUAUCAAUGCAAGAUCUUGGUGAAAAAUUAAUGCAACACUGAAUUGAAAUAAAAUCGUGUGACCUUGCAGAAGCUUAUUGAAACAGUGCCACAGAUUUUGAGCCCCUGAAAUUAGGAGGAUGUGAAGAAAAUGGUUGCAAUUCCUAAACGUAUAUUUUUGUUCAACCCCUUGAAUUAAAGCUAAAAGUCUACAGAU
Messenger RNA from Astyanax mexicanus (Mexican tetra), 1733 nucleotides. Its product is annotated as SDR family oxidoreductase. The transcript is spliced from 3 exons. Bases 1 to 789 code for a protein of 262 amino acids. NCBI's taxonomy places the organism in Eukaryota, Metazoa, Chordata, Actinopteri, Characiformes, Acestrorhamphidae. The record is from RefSeq and is a predicted model, not a curated record.